AUGGCAAGGAAGAAAUUUUCUGGAUUAGAAAUCUCUCUGAUUUUCCUUUUUGCCAUAGUUACUAUAAUAGCUAUUUCCCUAGUUGCUAUUUUAGCAACUAAUACACCUGCUAUUGAAGAAAUUACUGAUUCUAAUUCAGCUCCUUCAGCUUCAGGAAAAUGUCCAGAUGAAGUAAAUGAUCCUGUCAAUGAGAGAAUAAACUGCAUUCCAGAACAAUUUCCAACACAGGCAACUUGUGCACAGCGAGGCUGCUGCUGGAGGCCAUGGAAUGACACUGUUAUUCCUUGGUGCUUCUUUGUUAAUAACCAUGGCUACAAUGUUGAGGAAAUGGCAGCAACAAAUACUGGACUUGAAGCCAAAUUAAGCAGGAUAGCUUCACCUUCACUAUUCGGAAAUGACAUUAACAGUGUUCUCUUCACAUCUCAAAGUCAGACACCCAAUCGUUUCCGGUUCAAGAUUACUGACCCAAAUAACAGAAGAUAUGAAGUUCCUCAUCAGUUUGUAGAGGAAUUUACUGGACCUGCAUCUUCUGAUACAUUGUAUUCUGUGGAGGUUACAGAAAAUCCAUUUAGCAUCAAAGUUAUUAGGAAAAGCAAUAGCAGAGUUUUGUUUGACACCAGCAUUGGUCCCUUGGUGUACUCUGACCAAUAUUUACAGAUUUCAACCAGGCUUCCUAGUGAAUAUAUGUAUGGCCUUGGGGAACAUGUUCAUAAGAGAUUUCAUCAUGAUUUGUUUUGGAAAACAUGGCCAAUCUUUACUCGGGAUCAAAUUCCUGGUGAUAGUAAUGAUAAUUUAUAUGGCCAUCAAACAUUCUUCAUGUGCAUUGAAGAUACUUCUGGAAAGUCAUUUGGUGUUUUUUUAAUGAAUAGUAAUGCAAUGGAAAUUUUCAUCCAGCCUACUCCAAUAGUAACCUAUAGAACGACUGGUGGCAUUCUGGACUUUUACAUCUUUCUAGGAGAUACACCAGAACAAGUAGUUCAACAGUAUCAACAGCUUAUUGGACUACCAGCAAUGCCGGCAUAUUGGAGUCUUGGAUUCCAGUUGAGUCGCUGGAGUUAUAACUCACUAGAUGUAGUGAGAGAAGUGGUACAAAGAAACCGGGAAGCUGGCAUACCAUUUGAUACACAGGUCACUGAUAUUGACUAUAUGGAAGACAAGAAAGAUUUCACUUAUGAUCAAGAUACUUUUCAAGGACUUCCCGAAUUUGUUCAAGAUUUGCAUGACCAUGGACAGAAAUAUGUCAUCAUCUUGGACCCUGCAAUUUCUACAGGGAAACUUAGCAGUGGAGCAGCAUAUGAAACCUAUGACAGGGGAAAUGCACAAAAAGUGUGGGUAACUGAAUCAGAUGGAACUACACCACUUAUUGGCGAGGUAUGGCCAGGAGUAACAGUAUUCCCUGAUUUCACUAAUCCAAACUGUAUAGAUUGGUGGGCAAAUGAAUGCAGUAUUUUCCAUGAGAAAGUGGAAUAUGAUGGACUUUGGAUUGACAUGAAUGAAGUUUCUAGUUUUGUUCAAGGUUCAGCAAAAGGAUGCAAUGACAACAAUUUGAAUUAUCCACCUUUUACUCCUGAUAUUCUUGACAAACUCCUGUAUUCCAAAACAAUUUGCAUGGAUGCUGUGCAGUAUUGGGGGAAACAGUAUGAUGUUCACAGUCUCUAUGGAUACAGCAUGGCCAUAGCCACAGAGCAAGCUCUACAAAAGGUUUUUUCCAAUAAGAGAAGCUUCAUUCUUACCCGAUCAACUUUUGCUGGAACCGGAAGACAUGCUGCACAUUGGUUAGGGGAUAAUAAUGCUUCGUGGGAACAUAUGGAGUGGUCUAUUGCUGGAAUGCUGGAGUUCAGUUUGUUUGGAAUGCCUUUGGUCGGAGCAGAUAUCUGUGGAUUUUUGGGGGAUACCACAGAAGAGCUUUGCAGAAGAUGGAUGCAACUUGGGGCAUUUUAUCCAUUUUCCAGAAACCACAAUGCUGAGACAUACAUGCAUCAGGAUCCUGCUUUUUUCGGACAAAAUUCACUUUUGGUUAAUUCAUCGAAGCACUAUUUAACUAUUCGCUAUACCUUAUUGCCUUUCCUCUACACUCUGUUUUACAAAGCCCAUAUGUUUGGAGAAACAGUAGCAAGGCCAGUUCUUCACGAGUUUUAUGAGGAUACAAACAGCUGGAUUGAGGACAGUGAAUUUUUAUGGGGCCCCUCAUUACUUAUCACUCCUGUUUUGCAACAAGGAGCAGAUACAGUGAGUGCAUACAUCCCUGAUGCUACUUGGUAUGAUUAUGAAACUGGUGCAAAAAGACUAUGGAGAAAACAACAAGUUGAUAUGUAUCUUCCAGCAGACAAAAUAGGAUUACAUAUUAGAGGAGGUUAUAUUAUCCCCAUUCAACAACCUGAUGUAACAACAACAGCAAGCCGUAAAAACCCGCUAGGACUUAUAAUUGCAUUAGAUGAAAACAACACAGCAAAAGGAGACUUUUUCUGGGAUGAUGGAGAAACUAAAGAUACCAUACAAAAUGACAACUACAUAUUAUAUACAUUUUCAGUUUCUAAUAACAAUUUAGAUAUUACUUGCACACAUUCAUCAUACCAGGAAGGAACCACAUUAGCAUUUGAGACUAUAAAAAUCCUUGGGUUGACAAACCGUGUUACAGAAGUUACAGUGCAGGAAAAUAAUCAACCAAUGAUGACUCACUCUAAUUUCAAUUAUGAUCCUUCUGACCAGGUUCUCCUAAUUAAUGGUCUCAACUUUAACCUUGGAGGAAACUUUAUCGUUCAGUGGAAUCAAGUUUUCUCAGAAAAUGACACGUUUACCUGUUAUCCAGAUGCAGACACAGUAGAUGAAGAAAAAUGCAUACAACGUGGCUGUAUAUGGACAACGGUUCCUUCGGGAUCCAGAGCACCUCCAUGUUACUUUCCCAGUGACUACAACUCUUAUUUAGUAAAGUCAACUCAGUAUUCAUCAAUGGGUAUAACAGCUGACCUGGAAGUAAAUACUGCAAACCCUAGAAUAACACUACCUUCUGAACCCAUCUCAACUCUUCGUGUGGAGGUGAUAUAUCACAAAAAUGAUAUGCUGCAGUUUAAGAUUUAUGAUUCCCAAAAUAAGAGAUAUGAAGUUCCAAUACCAUUAAAUAUUCCAACCUCUCCAACAAGUACUUAUGAAAACAGACUUUAUGAUGCUGAAAUCAAGGAAAAUCCUUUUGGUAUCCAGAUUCGACGGAGAAGCACUGGAAGGGUUAUUUGGGAUUCUCACCUGCCGGGAUUUGCUUUUAAUGACCAGUUCAUUCAAAUAUCUACUCGCCUGCCAUCAGAAUAUGUAUAUGGUUUUGGGGAAGUGGAACAUACAGCAUUUAAGCGCGAUCUGAACUGGCAUACUUGGGGAAUGUUUACAAGAGACCAACCCCCUGGGUAUAAACUUAAUUCCUAUGGAUUUCAUCCCUAUUACAUGGCUCUAGAAGAAGAGGGCAAUGCUCAUGGAGUUUUGUUACUCAACAGCAAUGCAAUGGAUGUUACAUUCCAGCCAACUCCUGCUCUAACUUACCGCACAGUUGGAGGAAUACUGGAUUUUUAUAUGUUUUUGGGCCCAACUCCAGAAGUUGCAACAAAGCAAUACCAUGAAGUAAUUGGCCAUCCAGUCAUGCCACCUUACUGGGCUUUAGGAUUCCAAUUAUGUCGAUAUGGAUACAGAAAUACUUCACAGGUUCAGGAGUUAUAUCAAGAAAUGGUGACUGCCAGGGUCCCUUAUGAUGUUCAAUACACAGACAUUGACUACAUGGAAAGGCAGCUAGACUUUACAAUUGGUGAAAGAUUCUCUGACCUUCCUGAAUUUGUUGACAAAAUAAGAGAAGAAGGAAUGAGGUUCAUUAUUAUCUUGGAUCCAGCAAUUUCAGGAAAUGAAACACAGCCUUACCCUGCAUUUGAAAGGGGACAGGAGAAAGAUGUCUUUGUCAAAUGGCCUAACACCAGUGAUAUUUGUUGGGCAAAGGUUUGGCCAGAUUUGCCCAAUGUAACAAUAGAUGAAAGUCUAACUGAAGAUGAAGCUGUUGAUGUUUCCAGAGCUCAUGUAGCUUUUCCAGAUUUCUUCAGGAAUUCCACAGCAGAGUGGUGGGCAAGGGAAAUUAUGGAUUUCUACAAUGAUCAGAUGAAGUUUGAUGGCUUAUGGAUUGAUAUGAAUGAGCCAUCAAGUUUUGUAAAUGGAACAACUACUAAUCAAUGCAGAAAUACAGAACUAAAUUAUCCACCUUACUUUCCAGAGCUCACAAAAAGAACUGAUGGAUUACAUUUCAGAACCAUGUGCAUGGAAACUGAGCAGAUUCUUAGUGACGGAUCAUCAGUUUUGCAUUAUGAUGUUCACAAUCUAUAUGGAUGGUCACAAGUUAAACCUACACAUGAUGCAUUGCAGAAGACAACGGGCAAAAGAGGAAUUGUUAUUUCUCGUUCCACAUAUCCCAGUAGUGGGCGAUGGGGGGGACACUGGCUUGGAGACAACUAUGCACGGUGGGACAAUUUGGACAAGUCGAUCAUUGGUAUGAUGGAAUUUAGUCUCUUUGGAAUAUCAUAUACAGGAGCAGACAUCUGUGGUUUCUUCAAUGAUUCCGAAUAUCAUCUCUGUACCCGCUGGACACAACUUGGAGCAUUUUAUCCAUUUUCGAGAAAUCACAACAUUGCGUUUACUAGAAGACAAGAUCCUGUUUCCUGGAAUGAAACUUUUGCUAAUAUGUCAAGAAAUAUUCUAAAUAUUAGAUACACUUUAUUGCCAUAUUUUUAUACACAAAUGUAUGAAAUUCAUGCUUAUGGUGGCACUGUUAUUCGACCCUUUUUGCAUGAGUUCUUUAAUGAAAAGCCGACCUGGGAUAUAUUCAAGCAGUUCUUGUGGGGUCCAGCAUUUAUGGUAACCCCUGUAUUGGAACCUUAUGCUGAAACAGUAUACGCCUAUGUCCCUAAUGCUCGGUGGUAUGACUAUCAUACAGGCCAAGAUAUUGAUCUCAGAGGACAAUUUACUGUUUUUGAUGCUCCUUUUGAUAAAAUAAACCUCCAUGUCCGUGGUGGUUACAUAUUACCAUGUCAAGAGCCUGCUCAAAACACAUAUCAGAGUCGACAAAAUUACAUGAGGCUUAUUGUUGCUGCAGAUGAUAAUCAGACGGCACAAGGAUCUCUGUUUUGGGAUGAUGGAGAGAGUAUAGAUACCUAUGAAAGAGACCAAUAUUUAUUGGUACAAUUUAACUUAAACAAGGCCACUUUGACAAGCACUGUAUUGAAAAAUGGCUACACAGAAAGAAAUGAAAUGAGGCUUGGAUUCAUUGAUGUAUGGGGGAUAGAAGACACCGUAGUCAAUGAGGUUUACCUAAUAUAUAAUGAAAAUACAGAGUUACUUAGAUUUACCCAUCAAGCAGACAAGGAGAUAUUAAAUAUCAAUCUAGUCGUCAAUGAUGUUACUCUAGAUCAACCAAUAGAAAUUUACUGGUCGUGA
This is a messenger RNA of Cynocephalus volans (Philippine flying lemur), 5457 nucleotides long. It is a transcript of the gene SI, whose product is annotated as sucrase-isomaltase. The record is from RefSeq and is a predicted model, not a curated record. NCBI's taxonomy places the organism in Eukaryota, Metazoa, Chordata, Mammalia, Dermoptera, Cynocephalidae. Gene Ontology annotation, molecular function: alpha-1,4-glucosidase activity; carbohydrate binding. The transcript is spliced from 47 exons. The coding region runs from base 1 to 5457 and encodes 1818 amino acids. Gene Ontology annotation, biological process: carbohydrate metabolic process.